This is a messenger RNA of Syzygium oleosum, 1623 nucleotides long. RefSeq names its product U-box domain-containing protein 26-like. The transcript has a single exon. Gene Ontology annotation, molecular function: ubiquitin protein ligase activity. The record is from RefSeq and is a predicted model, not a curated record. The coding region runs from base 307 to 1554 and encodes 415 amino acids. Gene Ontology annotation, biological process: protein ubiquitination. NCBI's taxonomy places the organism in Eukaryota, Viridiplantae, Streptophyta, Magnoliopsida, Myrtales, Myrtaceae.
GAGAGAGAGAGAGAGAGAGAGCAUGUCCCACAAUUUUUCUGUAUUAUUUUAGCUGUAAUCUUUUUUGGGUGGAUUGUAUCCUGUCCUGGACUUCCUCAUCUAGUGCUUGUUUCUUGUUGUUUUCAUUUCAUCUGACUGCCUCUGAACCAAUACUGCCUUUCUCAUUCUUCCUUGUUUCCGGAUUGCCCCUAUGAUCUGCUUCUUCACAAAUUGAUUGCCCAUUUCUGGUCUUUUUUCCCCAUCUUUCUGGGUUCUUUUAUUGCUUUUUCUCAAAGAUUGAACAAUUUGGGCUCAUCCAAAUCCCUCAUGGAAGACCCAGAAAUGGGUGUUCCCCAUUUGUUCAGAUGCCCAAUUAGCCUAGGCUUGUUCACUGACCCGGUCACUCUGUGCACAGGCCAGACCUAUGACCGGCCAAGCAUAGAGAAGUGGCUCGCUGCUGGUAACCUCACCUGCCCAGUCACAAUGCAGAGGCUCCACGACCCGUCCGUUGUUCCGAACCACACUCUCCGGCAUUUGAUCGAGCAGUGGCUCCGAUUGGGUUGCGUAGCCGGCCCUGAUCAUUUCGAGACAAUUGAUCCUGACCGUUGCCUCAUCGCCUUGAGACGCAGCCUUGAGUCGCCUGAGUCCACCUUAGCCAACAAGAUUCACGCGCUUGGCAGAGUUCGCGUUUUGUCUGCGGAAUCUCCCAUGAAAUGUGCUGCUUUUCUCCGGUUGGGAUUCUUGCCGAUGUUGUUGGAGCUAAUUUUCGGGAACGCGGAAUCAAGAGCGCCUUCCGCUAUGAGUCCUGAUCAUGUGCAUCUUGUGGACCAAGCUCUAUCUUGUAUAUUGAAACUGUUGGACCUUGGUGAGCUUCAGUGUCUGAAUAUGCUCAAAGAACAGUCGAAAUUGGCAUCAUUCCUAGCACUAUUCGAGCAUGGAGCAGUCACAACCAAGAUUAGUUUGUGUCGACUUGUCGAGAAAAUGUCAUCGUCUUUCGAGACCAAAGAGCUCCUCACUAAGCUCGGCCAUAGAUUCCAACUCUUGCGUGGGAUCAUCCUCCUCCUCCAUCAAGAUCCCGAGGUCUCCGAGGCGGCAAUCAAGGCCAUAAGGUCUCUAUGCUCUCUGGAAUCAAUCCGAGAAAUCUUGCUGCGAGAAGGCCUAAUUGAUGGACUCCUCGCAUACAUUUUACGUGCCAAGACACAAGAGAGAGCAUCAUCAGCGCCGUUGGCGAUGCGAUUGCUCGAGCAGCUUCUACGAAUUGAGAAGGCAAAAGAGGCAAUUCUUGAUGACCCACAGGGCAUAACGAGUGCUCUGGUCAAGACGUUGUUCAGAGUAUCGGAUCAUGAAGACAGUGAGAGUGCAGUGAACUCACUCAUCCUCUUGUGCUAUGAUUCAUCAGAGGCAAGAGAAGCGGCACUAAAAGCAGGAGCUCUGACUCAGGUGUUGCUGCUUCUACAGAGCCAGUGUGGUGAUACGACCAAGAUGAAGGCAAGGAUGCUCCUCAAGCUGCUUAGAUCAUCCAAACGGACUACGAACAAAAAUCAUGCAGAGUACCAUACAAUAUGCAAUAAGUAAUUAGUUUUUUAAUCUCAAUUUUGUGUUUCCGACUACCAAUUUGAUUAACUAGUUUUCUUGAUCAUGCUA